AACUUUCCUGAAGUUAUGUUCUAUACGUUCUAUACAUUUUCUAUCGUUCUCUGCGAUGUUACAAUUGUUACCACAGGUCAGCGAGUUUGUUGCUGUUUAAUAUUAUGUCGUCUCGUAUUUUUCCCUGCUAAGAGAAACAAAUUUCUCGUAUAAUCAUUUGUUAGGCCUGCUAAAUAGGGGAAUUCGCGUAUUUCGGUUCAAUUGCAAGUUCGUAUAUGAAGUGAUUCAGAACAAUGAAUGUAAAUAUUAAUUGAAUUAUCAAAUAGGCAUCUUUUGCUAAUCCAUGAAUUAUAUAUAGUAGAUUAAACUAGUACUUCAAUGAAAACCGGUAGACGUGUAUGACAAUGGCGGCUGUCGAAGAAGUGUCUGAACUCGAUAACAGUCUAGAUCGUUUAAGUAUUGCUUCAGAGGAUAGUUUGAAUCGAUCAAAUACAGAUGAUGUUAUUAAAGAAGACGAAGGGUCAAUUGAGAAGUGGGGAUUUAGACUGAAAGAUUUGUAUCGUCUGGCCUUAAGAUUUUAUAAAGAGAAAGAGGGAAAAGCUGUUCAUCUGUCAUAUGAGGACAAAUUGAAACUUGUGGCCUACACAUGUCAAGUGAGUCAUGGAAAGUUCAACUCAGACACUGUGCCCGCUUUAGGAGUGCUUGAUGUAAUUGGACGGGACAGACGGUUGGCAUGGCAGACAUUGGGUGAUAUAAAUCAGGAUGAAGCAAUGACAGGGUUUGUUGAGUUGCUUGACAAGCUGUGUCCAAUAUUCAAACCUUUUGUGGAGGCGCACAAGUGGGAUGUGGAGGAACGAAAAAGAAUUGCCCGUGAAGAAGAGGCAGCACGCCAAGAGGAGGCAGCACGAUUGAGACUGGAAGAAGAAGAACGCCAGCGUGAGGAGGAAGACCGAGCCAAGCAGGAGGCUCAGAGGAGGCAGAUUCAGGAGGCUCUGAACCAGCAGACUUACCACCAGUUCAAGUCAUAUGCAGAACAACAGUAUCCAGGCAACCCUGAGCAGCAAGGGGUGUUGAUCCGGCAACUGCAGGAGCAGCAUUACCAUCAGUACAUGCAGCAGUUGUACCAACAACAGUGCUGUCAGCAAAAGCAGGAACCACUUUCAACCACUGAGGUGACAAUGGAUGAAACGGCCCGUCUACUGAGUAAUGGAGGGACAGAUGCUCUGGACAGGGAGAUAGAUAGCGAGGAAGAUGGUACUCAAGGUGAAUUCCCCACAAUUUCUGCAGCUUCCAUGUGGACCCGCAAAGAUAUCAAGGAGUUCAAGGAAUCUAUUCGGAAAGAGGGUGGAGAUGCCAUAAUCAAAGUGGGGCAUGGUGAGACAGUCACGGUCCGGGUACCAACACACGAGGAUGGUACAUGUCUGUUCUGGGAGUUUGCCACUGACAGCUAUGAUAUAGGCUUUGGGGUGUACUUUGAGUGGACAAAAUCUGCAAGUAGCCAGGUGUCAGUCCAUAUCUCAGAGAGUGAGGACGAGGAUGAUGAAGAUGAUGAUGACGAUGAUGAUGAACUUCCAGGUGAGGAUGUGGAACGGGGCAGUGGGCUGACAGGCACAAAGGUGACAGACAUGAGCAACCGUCCUGCAUUGUCCAUCAUUGUGCCAGUGUACCGACGAGAUUGCCAGGAGGAAGUUUAUGCUGGGAGUCAUGUGUAUCCAGGACAGGGUGUCUAUCUCCUCAAGUUUGACAAUUCAUACUCCUUAUGGCGUUCCAAGACACUGUACUAUCGAGUGUACUAUACACGCUGAGCAGAUGCUGUGGCAUUUGAUUCAAGGCCAGCCAUGGGCUAACAGUGCAGUGCUGGUGGGGCCAAAGGCUCUGCCAUUGUCAUUGGGGAGUUGACAAGUCAUGUGGUCCCAGUGUGAUUGCGUGCUGUAGGUGUACAUUUGUAAUAACACUGUUGUACAUACUGAUAAGUGUAAGACAAUCUAUGUAAUUCGAAAUAUUGUUCAAUAAAGGCUUUAUGAACUGAU
Messenger RNA from Cryptotermes secundus, 1970 nucleotides. Its product is annotated as Golgi resident protein GCP60. Gene Ontology annotation, molecular function: fatty-acyl-CoA binding. The record is from RefSeq and is a predicted model, not a curated record. Lineage: Eukaryota; Metazoa; Arthropoda; Insecta; Blattodea; Kalotermitidae. Gene Ontology annotation, cellular component: Golgi membrane. The transcript has 9 exons. The coding region runs from base 339 to 1745 and encodes 468 amino acids.